AUGGGGUUUAGCACACAUCGCUUUAUCACCACUGUCGAUCCGAACUUAAUUUGUGGAAUUUGCGGAUCCGUGCUGGAAGAUCCCGUGUUGACACCCUGCGGACACAGCUUCUGUAGGUUGUGCCUCAAUACUUGGCUCAGUAAACCGGACGUCCGGACGUGUCCAGAAUGUCGGAGUAAAGUAACAGAGAACGAUGCCAAACCUGUGCUCUCACUCCGAAACCUCAUAAACGGAUUUGACGUCACGUGUGACAACAAUGAACGAGGCUGCAAAGUGAUCACGAAACUCGAAAAGCUAGCCUGUCAUAUCGAGACGUGUGGGUAUGUACCCGUCAACUGUGCAGGAUGUGGCACCAGCAUCCAUCGCUAUGAAUUAGCCGCACACCAAAUGCGCUGCGAGGGAAUCGCUGCCGCCAUCAAGGACGACAUAGAUAAUGAUCGCUCUUUGGCUGCCUCUCGACUUGGCAACAUUCGACUGAACGCCAGCAUUACGUCAGCGGAAGUGUCUAACCUUGUCUCACGCAUUUCAUUCUUGGAGCAACAACUGAAAACAUUCAAACGUGAUCUGCAGAUUUCAGAGUCAAAGAAUCGUGUUCUGGAGAGAGAAUACCGAAAAUCGAGAGAGGAACUGCAAGAAAAACGAAACGAGCUUUUGGAUGUGCAGUAUGCUGACUUUGAUCCCGAUUAUGAUUACGGUUACACGCCGGAGAGUAUCGCCAAACUUUCUCUCCUCAUCGCUAGGUUUCUUCUCAAGAAACCGUGUUACGCGGACAGCGACCGGAUCUUCAGUGCUAUCAAACGGUGCUACGAGAACUACGCGCGCUGUGGUAAUGAGUUCGAACACGAUGUACACAUGCUGGUUGCCUCGGCGUUUGCCAGUAAUUGGUUCGGGGAAGCACAGCGUAUCAACUUCCAUUGUUGGCUGCAGAGCAUUGCUCGGUAUAGACAAGCAACACAAAACUGUAAGUCUAUGUCUUCCACGUUGCUAGACAGGAGAUCUGUCCAAACUGAAACCUUACCUCGUGGAUCUGUCUAA
This is a messenger RNA of Ylistrum balloti, 1035 nucleotides long. RefSeq names its product E3 ubiquitin-protein ligase PDZRN3-B-like. Gene Ontology annotation, molecular function: metal ion binding; ubiquitin-protein transferase activity. The coding region runs from base 1 to 1035 and encodes 344 amino acids. The record is from RefSeq and is a predicted model, not a curated record. The transcript has a single exon. Lineage: Eukaryota; Metazoa; Mollusca; Bivalvia; Pectinida; Pectinidae. Gene Ontology annotation, biological process: positive regulation of JNK cascade; tumor necrosis factor-mediated signaling pathway; protein K63-linked ubiquitination. Gene Ontology annotation, cellular component: plasma membrane signaling receptor complex.